Molecule: messenger RNA, 1250 nt
Organism: Ipomoea triloba (trilobed morning glory)
Lineage: Eukaryota; Viridiplantae; Streptophyta; Magnoliopsida; Solanales; Convolvulaceae
Product: carbonic anhydrase 2-like
Exons: 9
Coding region: 57-1010 (317 amino acids)
Biological process (GO): carbon utilization
Molecular function (GO): carbonate dehydratase activity; zinc ion binding
Source: RefSeq, a predicted model, not a curated record
CAGCUUAGCUGUAGGCUAGGCGCUGUAGCAAUUACAUACAUACAUAGAUACAUAGCAUGUCGACUACGGCUUCCAUUAACGGUUGUCUCUCCUCUCUUUCCUCUGCAACAGCCAAAGCUUCUUCUUCCUCAUUCCGUUAUCCUCCUGCAAGGCUUCCCAAACUCAUCAGAAACCACCCUGUUUACGCUGCCCCUCUUACUUUGAGAGAAGACAUGACGAAGGGCAACUACGGAGAGGCCAUUGAAGAGCUGAGGAAGGUUGUAAGUGAGAAGAGAGAAUAUGGAGGCAUAGCGGCUGCAGCAAUCAAUGAAAUAACAGCAGAAUUACAGUCAACCUCGGACGCCCCAUCCCAGCAGAUCAAAAAUGGUUUCGUUCACUUCAAAACAGAGAAAUAUGAGAAAAAUCCAGCCUUGUAUGGAGAACUUGCAAAAGGCCAGAGCCCAAAGUUUAUGGUGUUUGCCUGCGCAGACUCUCGGGUUUGCCCAUCCCAUGUGCUGGACUUCCAACCAGGAGAAGCAUUUGUGGUCAGAAACAUUGCCAAUAUGGUCCCCGUCUAUGAUAAGACCAAGUACUCUGGAGUUGGAGCUGCCAUCGAAUAUGCUGUAUUGCAUCUUAAGGUGGAGAACAUUGUGGUGAUUGGGCACAGCGCCUGUGGAGGUAUAAAGGGGUUGAUGUCUUUCCCUGAUAAUGGACCCACUUCUACUGACUUCAUCGAAGACUGGGUUAAAAUAUGUUUACCUGCGAAGCACAAGGUGAUAUCAGAACACGGUGAUGCACCUUUUGGAGAUCAAUGCGUAUAUUGCGAGAAGGAGGCUGUGAAUGUAUCUCUAGGCAACUUGUUGACAUAUCCCUUCGUGAGAGAAGGAUUGGCGAAAAAAACUCUAGCAUUGAAGGCUGGUUAUUACGAUUUCAUCAAAGGCUCAUUUGAGCUCUGGGCACUCGACUUUGGUCUUUCUUCUCCUCUCGCCGUUAAAGACGUUGCAACCAUUCUGCACUGGAAGCUCUACUGAUGAUGUGACGAGAGAUCAAUAAUCUUGCAAAGAUGAGUCUUGCACGUACUGUUAUCAAUUUUAUAAUUCAAAUUUCUAAUAUAUAGACCGUGCAAUGCUUUAUCCACUAACAUAAAAAAUCUGUUUUUUUUUUUUUUUUGAGAAGCCACUAUGAAUUAGUUGUUCUUCUUGCCUUCUCUAUUGAGAUUUACAAGUGUAAAUCCUAACUCAAUGACUUUUACAAUGACUAUUUUUGGCAAA